UCUAACCAAAAAGAUUGAAAGAAGAAGAAGAAGUGUCAGUUAGCUUUUGCAUCCAACAAACUUUGCAGCGACAGCACAAAUUUUCCUGGCCAUUUCCUGCGUGAGUGUGGUAGAACAGAAGAUGGCUUACCAUCCGUGUCCCGAAUCGGAUUACACAGAUUCAGAUUCUGAAUUUGAUUUUGCCUUCCCGAAGACUUCAGCACCACGCCAAGUCCCCCAGAAGAGUGCUUUGGAGAUCUUCUUGGACACCCUGGAGAGUGCACUACGAAAUGGAGAUUUGGACGUAGUGCGGAAGAGCUUUGAGAGUCAAGAAUUCAAGUUUGAUCUCAAUGAAGCGUUCCCACAGAGUGGAUGGACACCACUGCAGACUGCUGCUCAUGCAGGAAGUGUGGCUAGUGUGGGAUUCCUUCUGGACAGAGGGGCAGAUGCCACGUUGACGCAUGAUGCCCUAACACCCCUCAUUACGGCUUGUAUGUCACGGUGUGAGGAUGCUGGAGCUGUCCGGGAGAUUGUAGAGAUGUUGCUGGACCAUGGGGCAUCUCCAACGGCUACCGACAGGUAUGGUUUCACACCCUUGAUGCACGCGUGUCAGGCUGGGUAUGUGCCGGUGAUUGAGAAACUCCUGCAGCACGGAGAUCCAGAUGCGAUUGACAGUAGUGGCCGAACGGCGCUCUUUCAUGCCAUUGAGUCAAAUAACAGGGAUGCUGUGGUGUGCUUGCUUGCCCAUGGGGUGUGCAAGGAUGUGGUGGACUUCAAGGGAUUCACCCCGAGGAGUUUGGCUGAAUUUUGUGGGCACGCCGACAUUUUGGAGGUGAUCCCCCGUGGCAGGGGCACCUUUGACAUUCCCACGUGCUACCUCACCUACUCAAAGAUCCAAGACAUUGUGCCCGAUCUCACGGACGGAUCUCGCAUCCCCGCGUAUUUCCCAGAUCUCAAAACAAUCCUCUUUGGCAUGGAAUGCGAUCAUCUUCUGCCCAUUUUUGCUCUCAACAAAAUCAAUCUCGCGGAAUUCCUUUCCCUCACGGACGAUGGGCUACAGCAGCUGGGUAUUCGUCUCCCAUUUGUACGCAAGAGAAUCCUCCGGGGGCUCUUCCUCUUCCACAUGCGCGAAUGGGCAAAGGGAUGCGUUCCGAAUGCUCGCAAAGAUGAGAAGAUUGACUUGUUUGACCUCUUCCGGCAAGCAGCAUCGCAUCUCAAGCAUCUCGUCAUCCUCAAAUCCACCCUCAAUCACAUACACAACAUGCAGCAGAUUAAUUUCCAUCCACCCACGCAGCAGGCUGUAGCCAGUUGUCGGUAUGCUCUUCAUCAGCUCAUUCAGCAAGUUGGGAGCCUCCAGGACAGGAUAUCUUACAUCCAAUCAUUCAACCCCAAGCCAAUCCUCAACAUUGACAUGGAAGCUCUGCAUCGGAGUCGUGUGUGUGAGCGUCGAAAGAAGUUCCUCCUGUACUCUGCCAUUGCCGUGAUCACUGUCAUCGUGAUCCGGAGGGUGAGGCAUCACUAGAGUCGUGGACGAACGGACGGCAGUUGCUCUCGAAGUUCCCGCGCGAUCGGAUCGGUUGUGUGGCUAUAAAGCUCAAGGAGCGGCGUCCCAAAACUAUUUUUAAGCCCCCCACAACACGUUGUAUUUGUGACCCACAAAGCAUCUGCGCCUAAACUUGAGCUAAAUUUAAACACUCUACAACUCCACAACGCCCGAUCUUGUGACUUGCGCGCGGGGGUGUUUGGGCACAGCAAUUUCAUCUAAAAGGGACGAAAAAAGCUCCUUUCGAUCCUUUCGCAAUGA
Messenger RNA from Lutzomyia longipalpis, 1783 nucleotides. It is a transcript of the gene Gasz, whose product is annotated as ankyrin repeat, SAM and basic leucine zipper domain-containing protein 1. Lineage: Eukaryota; Metazoa; Arthropoda; Insecta; Diptera; Psychodidae. Gene Ontology annotation, molecular function: protein binding. The transcript is spliced from 3 exons. Gene Ontology annotation, biological process: piRNA processing. The coding region runs from base 122 to 1501 and encodes 459 amino acids. The record is from RefSeq and is a predicted model, not a curated record. Gene Ontology annotation, cellular component: pi-body.